AUGAGUGCAGAGGUCAGCACUCCGACAGCCUCUACAAGUGGGGGUUCAGUUGGUCAAGUUCUUUAUCCGGUUCCUCCUCACCCACUUGAUCUUGAAAGAUAUUGUGGACCAUUCGAUCUUGUUGAAGCGUCGUUGAUCAAAAGAAUUGCAGAACUUCAAGUUAAGUUCGAUCAAGGGAUUGUCGAUCUUACUAAAAAAUGUCGCCAGCGUGAUGCUCAAAAAAAACUACUUGAGGGAAUGGAGCAGCAGUUUGAGACUCUGAGUCAAACUCCGGACGAUGGGUUGGAUACUGUCGAGUUUGAGCUUGAAACAGAGCGUGAAGUUCUUGAUAAGCUUAAAAAAGAAGUGGAGAAAAUCUCCGAUGAAACUUCAAAUAUGAUUGACGAAAGGAUGGAUCUCAAAGAAGUACUUCGAAAUUACUUAGGUAUGAUACCAUCAGGGGAAGGUAAUAUUCCAGAACUGAGAAAGUAUCCCGGAUAUAAGAAAUGCUUCAAGUUCUUCUACGAUCGUUAUUGGCUGUCACUGUCAUAA
Messenger RNA from Batrachochytrium dendrobatidis JAM81, 531 nucleotides. RefSeq lists its product as uncharacterized. The transcript has a single exon. The record is from RefSeq and is a predicted model, not a curated record. Lineage: Eukaryota; Fungi; Chytridiomycota; Chytridiomycetes; Rhizophydiales. Bases 1 to 531 code for a protein of 176 amino acids.